This is a messenger RNA of Ilyonectria robusta, 2726 nucleotides long. RefSeq lists its product as uncharacterized. The transcript has 7 exons. Lineage: Eukaryota; Fungi; Ascomycota; Sordariomycetes; Hypocreales; Nectriaceae. The coding region runs from base 100 to 2658 and encodes 852 amino acids. The record is from RefSeq and is a predicted model, not a curated record.
CUAAAAGACCGGCAAAUUACUCGGUUCAAAGCAACCACGCUGCAGCAUGUCCAAACCCAGGUCAUCACCAUCCAACGUGAUCAGGAAAAGGCCAAGGCCAUGAUGAAUUUUACCAGGUUCAAGUUGUUCAUGGACGCCUUUCAACAGUUUGAAGAUGUCUCCAAGGCGCUGGAACUUGGGAUCCCCGACUUGUCGGGCUACAUAUGGGGUCCAACAUGUUACAUUCUAAACCUACGACAACAGCCAGAGACGCGGAUAUGUCUUGCCUGGAUGUACUCUGAUCUGUUGCAGUUCAAUGCAAGCAUUAUUAAGCUCUUUCAGAUCCGCAGCAAGUCUACCAUGCUUCCCAGCUGGAGAAAGACCUUUGCCGCAAGUUGGAAAGAUUAUGACGGCCCUUUCCAGACCCUCCUGCGUGCUUUCGAUAGCCAUGGGAGCUUUUUGAAGCGCUCUUUGGACAAUCAACAACACCAGAGCGUCCAAGGUACACAUCAAGUGCUUAACGACCACAUCCUGCAAUACCAGUGGGACCGCAACUACGCUCGGCGACAGGCCGAAGAAGCUGAGGUUGCUCGGAAGCACAAACAAUGCCUGGACGUAAUCCACUGGCUGCAUAGUCCAGGCAUGGAGGAGCCAGAAAUCCAGUAUCAGAAUGAGUUUCUAAAAAUCAGGUCGGAAUACCCCGACACCGGGAAAUGGAUACUGCGGGAGGACAAAGUCCAAGACUGGAUUGAAGCAGACAUUCCAGAUCAUUCUCUUCUGUGGAUCCAUGGGAAAAAGGGUGCAGAGCGGACAGAGUCCACGAUAAGUUAUUUCUACUGUCGCGAAAAGGACGAAGGUCUGGGAGAGCCUCGAUUUCUAGCCAUCAUGAAGAGUCUCCUCAGACAGCUCGUCAGCCAAAACGAAGAUCUCCUUCCAACACUCCAUGACAAGAGAAUGAGGGGCCAAGAGAUCCUGAACGACGAAUCCACCGCCAAGACGCUCCUGGAAUUGUUUUGCGAAGUUGACAUGUCCCAGUUCAUUGUUAUCGACGGCUUGGAUGAAAUCAGCGAUGUCCACAAAGGAAGCGUCGUGCAGCUGUUUGACUCUAUUGUGGAGAAGAGCAACGAGCACCACCCAGGAAAAAUUCGAAUUCUGAUUUUGAGUACCGAAUUACCGCUUAUUCGAAAGCGUAUGGAGUCAAACGACAGGAUAGGGGAAUUUGCUCUGAAUCCCAGUAGCACUCUCAAGGACAUUGAGUCUUACGUGGCUAAGCAAGCUGAGAAGUUGGAGGAGGAGUUCUCACUCGGCAGUCAUAAUUUGAAACUCAUCGAAUCAUUGAUUUGUCGUAACUCGGAUGGCAUGUUCUUGUAUGCAUUUUUAGUUAUCGAGAACCUCCUGGAGCAGCCCAACGCCAGAUAUGUCCUGAUGGAGUUGCAAGAGAGUAACUUUCCUAAGACACUAGGACAAGCGUAUUCUAGGAUCAUCGAGCGGCUUCGCAGUACCCACCAUGAAAAUACCUGGAAGGAGUCCAAGAAGAUUUUCGGUUGGCUAGCGCAUGCUAAACGUCCGCUCCAGUGGCAUGAACUUCAGGCUGCUCUCUCAAUCAGCAUCGACGAGCAAGGUUAUGUUCGACCGCAAGAUCAUAUGACUACGCUACGUAAAGACAUUCGAGUCAUGUGCGGCUCAUUAGUACACGUGAUAGGAGGAAACAGCAUUGAUUUCGUCCAUCAGACAGCCAAAGAGUUCGUGCAACUCAAAAUAUGGACCGAAGAUAGAGAGAGGUAUGCAAGGAAGGGAUACUAUGCCUUUCAGGACUACGCCAUGUCCAAAUGGGAUUCACAUCUGAACGCCAUGAUAGGAAAGUCCUCCAACCUCUUCCAAGGCCAGGAUGAUGGGCAAGAGAUUGGAUUGAAAGUAUCCAAUGUUCUUCGUGUUUUCUGUUGCGCCUAUGAGAAGAGUUGGGAACUUGUCAAUGCAGGCCAGGAAAACAACGCAAGAGAGGCUGCCAUUGAAGCGACAAAACACUGCGAGCCAUUUCAGCACCGGGCGUUUCAUGCCCAUCUACUGAAAAUAUGGACGCAUGCGGUAAAGCAUCACAAGCAACCCUUCAAGGAACGAAACAAGAUCAGCAUCAACGAACUUGGAGAAGCUCUGAAGAAGAGUCGGGAGACGCUUGAGGGACUUGCCGAGGGGUUAGACGACGAUGAUGAACUGGCCAAGUCUCUCCGGAAAUUCUAUGGAAGCAAUUUCUACAAGUGCACUGGAAUAACUUGCCCUUGCUUCUACGAAGGUGUCGCCAGCAAGGAAGAUCUCGAAAAGCACUUGAAUCGUCACGACAGGCCAUUUCCCUGCACAACCCCCAACUGCUCCCUAGUUCCAUUUGGCUUCCCUACCAACAAGGAUCGCGACAAGCACGAGCGCACAUAUCACCCCGAAACGUCUGACCAGCCAAGCGAGUUUGUGGUGCUUGGUAGUAGAGCUACUGCGGCGGCGAAAUAUGAAUGCCGCCUCUGCCAGAGAAGCUACACGAGACAGGCGAAUCUAACUGCACAUUUGGACGGCGCACAUUUUGGUCGACGGCCGUUUGCAUGUGGGACUUGCGGGAGAGAAUUUACGCGGAGAAGCGAUCGAACGAGACACGAGAGGAUACACGUUCGAAUGGCACGAGUUAGUUCGUAGUAAAAGAGGAAGAUUACUUAUGGAUGUGGUAGUAAGUUGGGAUAUACCCGGUAAAUAAUUCUAAGGAU